Cuscuta epithymum is the source of this 2898-nucleotide messenger RNA. The record is from the annotation of a GenBank genome assembly. NCBI's taxonomy places the organism in Eukaryota, Viridiplantae, Streptophyta, Magnoliopsida, Solanales, Convolvulaceae.
AGCUAAUUCUUCACUGCCUUUGCUCUUGAGAUUUAGUUUUUGAUUCUGCAAUAGGGAAGAUGGAGAAAGAAUGUUCUCACCUCUACACCAAAAAAACAUAAUCUCUUUCUUUUUCAAGAACCAAAGGCCAGAUUGCUUUUCACCAUAACUGAAGAAUUUUGUAGUUGGAAGCUCAUCAAACAUGGAUGCUUCAUCAACUCCAAUUGAUGGAGUAGAGAACUGGGUUAAUAGUAUUCAUUCUAGUAGCACACAAGACGUUCCAGAGAGGGAUAGUUCACAUAUACCACGUCUGGGUAUGGAGUUUCAAUCUGAAGUAGAAGCAUAUGAGUUUUAUAAUGCAUAUAGUAGGAGGUACGGAUUUGGCAUUCGUCGAGAAUAUGGAAAUAAAAGCAAAAAGGAUGGAAUAUUAACCUCAAGAAGAUUCUCAUGUUAUAAAGAGGGCACACGAGGUACAGACAAACGAGAUAACUUGACAAAAAUUCCAAGGGCAGAAACUAGAACCGGAUGUCAAGCACGAAUGGUUAUUUCACUUGAUAGAAAGCUAGAAAAGUACAAGGUCAGUGAUUUCGUAGAUGAACAUAAUCAUCCUCUUCAACCUCUUGAUUAUGUUCACAUGAUUCGGUCUCAUCGUCACGUGUCUAAGGCACAAGCAUCACAAAUUUUGUUGGCCGAUGCUUCUGGAUUAAAGCCAAGAGAUUUUCAUACAUAUGUGUCACAACAAGCAGGUGGAGUAGAGAGUAUUGGUUAUACAAGAAAAGACCAUAGAAAUUGUCUUCGAACAAAAACAAAACAAUCUUUGGAGUAUGGUGAACUUGGUGCAUUGAUGAUGUACUUCAAAAGCAAGAGUGAAAAUCCUUCAUUCUUUUAUGACUUUCAAAUGGACGUUGAAGACCAGAUAACUAAUAUUUUCUGGACAGAUGCACAAAUGAUAAAUGAUUAUGGAUAUUUUGGGGAUGUUGUCUCAUUUGACACGACAUAUAAGACAAACAAGGAGUAUCGACCGUUGGGAGUAUUUGUGGGACUCAAUAAUCAUAGAAAAACAGUGAUUUUUGGAGCAACAUUGCUAUAUGAUGAAACUAUCCCUUCAUUCCAGUGGCUAUUUGAGACGUUUUUUAAGGCCAUGAGUGGUAGAAAACCAAAGACGAUUUUCACUGAUCAAGAUGCAGCAAUGGCUAGAGCCAUUUGUGUUGUGAUGCCGGAAACAUUUCAUGCAUUGUGCACGUGGCAUAUUAGAGAAAAUGCACUUAAGCAUGUGAACCAUCUAUACCAAAAAAGUUUGCAUUUUUGCGCUGAUUUUGAAGCAUGCAUUGAUUUGCAUGAAACAGAAGAUCAAUUGGAGAAUGCGUGGAGUGCUCUACUUGUUGAUAAUGAUGUUUGCAGUGACUCAUGGUUGCAUACCAUUUUUUUGGUGAAGGAAAAAUGGGCUUGGGCCUAUGUUCGGAAAACGUUCACCGCGGGCAUGAGAUCCACUCAAUUGAGUGAGAGCUUGAACGCUGACUUGAAAAGUCACUUGAAGAGUGAUUUAAAUAUAGUGCGGUUCUUUACCCACUUUGAAAGGGUAGUAAAUGAAAAAAGGCAAAAUGAAGCAGAAGCCGAAUAUGAGUCUGUACACAAGCUGCCCAGAUUUAAAAUGAAGAAGGCUCCUAUGCUCCUGCAGGUUGGGGACAUUUACACUCCUUCCAUAUUUGAAGAAUUUCAAGAAGAGUAUGAGGAAUUUCAAGGGGCUCGUAUUAGACAAGUCAAAGACAAUUUGUUUGUUGUCACAGAUUAUGAUGGUGCCAAACAUCGAUUGGUGAUGUGGAGUCUUACGGAGCAAGCAAUUGCAUGUGAAUGUCGUAAAUAUGAGACACAUGGUAUUUUAUGCAGCCAUGCUUUGAAAGUUUUGGAUUUCAUGAAUAUUAAGAUCAUUCCUCAACAUUACAUACUCAAGCGAUGGACAAAGGAAGCAAGAUUGGGAAGCAAUCGUGAUUUUAAUGGAAAACAUAUUGAGUUGGAUGUCAAAGCUCACUUUAUGAAGAGAUACAACGAGUUGUGUCCCCGAAUGGUAAAAUUAACAAAUAGGGCAUCUGAAUCUCAUGAAGCUUACACCUUUGUGUCUAAAGUGUGUGAAGAGUCUACUAGAAUUAUUGAAGACAUGUUGGCAAAAACGUCUCUGUACGAAGAAUCAAGUGGCGGGUGUCAUGUUGCUAUAUUGAUGGGAUCUAGAAAUAUUGAGACAAAUGUCAACGUUAUUGAUCUUGAUGGUCCCAAAGGCAUAAAGAAAAGGGACUGUUCUAACAAGGCAAAGAAGCGGCCUAAAUCUUGGGUGGAAAAAUUAGCAAGAAAGAGAAAGACAAAUGGAGUGCAAAAAAAGAAAAAACAAUCAACAGAUUUGGAACCAUUUGCACCCAGAACUGGACUUGUCCAGCAACAGGCUUCAUACUCACUUUUACCUGAUAUGCACCAACCAUUGGGACUUGUUCCCAUGACUAAUUCACAUAGUGAUUUCAUUUCUGUGGAAGAGCACUUUGGAGUUGGAACUGAAGUCAUUAAUCCUAACCAAGAUCCAAACAGAAGUGUAUAUUAUAACUUUGGGGCUGCAAAUAGUUAUUUUUGAGAAGAACUGCAGAUUAAGAAGAACUCGUUGGUUGAUAUUUUUGGGGUAGGAAGUUGUUGAAUUUGGAGCUUCUAUUUUUUUUGCUAAUUUUGAUGUAAUAGUUGCAGAUAAAGGACUUGGCUUGUUGAUAAUUUGGGGUAGGAAGUAUUUGAAAGUUGCAGAUAAUAGACCUGGCUUGUUGAUAAUUUCGGGUAGAAGUAUUUGAAUUUGGAGCUGCUCAUUUUUUUUUUUUGACUAAUUUUGAUGUAAUAGCAGUUUGGCGGCUUAUGUUUAAUUGAAGGUUGAAAUUUUUGUUUUGUUCA